Danaus chrysippus (African queen) is the source of this 816-nucleotide messenger RNA. The record is from the annotation of a GenBank genome assembly. Lineage: Eukaryota; Metazoa; Arthropoda; Insecta; Lepidoptera; Nymphalidae.
AUGGACGACCUUGCUGGAUUUUUACGAAGAGUUAAGUUCGAUGGGGUAGGAAUAGGAAAUGAUUACGUCCGAGAGGGGCGCGCAGCCGCGACACUGCGCCCUCAGCCUCCAGCCAUGGCGGACGCUCCGCCCGAGGUCCUCGAGCUAAACGUCGGCGGCGUGCACUACGCCACAACUCGCGAGACGCUGUUGCUCGAACCGGAUUCACUACCAGCGGCCGCGCUCAACGACCCCGACCAUCCUAGAGACGCGCGGGGAAGAAUCUUCUUCGACCGCGACGGCGUGCUGUUCCGAUAUGUAUUAGAUUAUCUCCGCGACGGCGGGCUCGUGCUACCGGAGUGCUUCCGCGAGCACAAGCGACUGGCGCGGGAAGCGAAGCAUUAUAGACUGCUGGGGCUCGAGAACGCAGUGAGAGAAGCCGAUCCUCGUCCACCGAACCGCGAGCGCGGCUGCAUCACUGUAGGUUACCGCGGGAGUUUUGCUUUCGGACGCGACGGCCUCGCUGAUGUGAAGUUCCGUAAGCUAUCGAGGAUCCUGGUCUGCGGGAAGGUGACUCUAUGCCGCGAUGUUUUUGGCGAGACGUUGAACGAGUCUCGGGACCCGGAUCACGGGCUGGCUGAUAGAUACACGUCCCGCUUCUUCUUGAAACACUCCUUCAUUGAACAAGCGUUCGAUAUGCUUCAAGAGCAGGGCUUCAAGCUAACAGCCAGCUGUGGCAGCGGCACGGCCGGAGGCGCGGCCGAGCUGAAACCAGGUGUAGAUUCCGAGGAAAACCGCUGGAACCACUACAACGAAUUCGUAUUCGUGCGCGAAUAA